Messenger RNA from Colossoma macropomum (tambaqui), 3715 nucleotides. Its product is annotated as NACHT, LRR and PYD domains-containing protein 12-like. The record is from RefSeq and is a predicted model, not a curated record. The transcript has 11 exons. Gene Ontology annotation, molecular function: protein binding. Bases 124 to 3456 code for a protein of 1110 amino acids. NCBI's taxonomy places the organism in Eukaryota, Metazoa, Chordata, Actinopteri, Characiformes, Serrasalmidae.
CUACACCCACUGUGAUUUCAUCAUGCACUCUUAACAGCAGAACAGACAGAAAUAUUCAUGAGGUGAAAGGAGUUUCUUUAAUAUCGCACAGUGUCCAGAAAUGUAAAGUUCCAUCUACACAAGAUGGCAAGCAAUCCAGAAGUGCUGCAGGAUGUAACAGAUCAACGGGAUCAAACUGGUCAAGUCCAGACCAUCAGACUUCAGAAUGAACCCGUCCAGACCUUUACAGCUCAGACUGGAGGAACAGUCAAUGCACCUCUUCUACAUGGAAGUGUGUUUCAUGGCCCAGUUAAUUUCAACUUUGGAUACAAAGCUGAUGAAAAAGAAGUACCUGGUCAGAGUACAGCAGCCUCCUCCACUGCAGCUCAGACUGGAGAAUCAGUUAAUGCUCUCACUGCAGAAGAUCAACAGCACUGCAUCCAGUUGAAGUCCACCCUCAGGCAUCUAUAUGAACGCAUACUAAUCGGGAAUUCACAGACAGGCCAUACAAAGUUCUUGGAGGAUAUCUACACUGACCUCAUUAUAGUGGAGAAUGAAAGUGGAGGAGUCAUUCAUGAGCAUGAAAUCAAUCAAAUCGAGAUGUCUUUCAACAGACCUGCUGAUAAGGAAGUUUGUGCCAAAUGCAGUGACCUUUUCAAGGUCCAGGCUGGUACCAGUAAAAGAAACAGAAAAGUCUUGACAAUGGGAAUUGCUGGAGUGGGCAAAACUGUAUCAGUUAACAAAUUUGUACUUGACUGGGCAAAGGGAGAAGAGAACCAGGACAUAAACUUUGUUUUCCCUCUUCCCUUCCGUGAACUGAAUCUGAAGAAAGAAAAGAAUUUCAGUUUGAUUGAACUACUGAAUUACUGUUUUUUUUCUUCAAAAACUGGAUUGAAGUCUCUUCCAAAGGAUGAUGGUAAAGUUUUGUUUAUCUUUGAUGGACUGGAUGAGUGCCACUUUCCUCUUUGCUUUGAGGAUGGAGAGGAAGUAAAAGAUAUCAGUGAGAAGACCUCAGUGGGAUCACUGAUCACAAAUCUUAUCAACAGAAAUCUGCUUCCAUUUGCUCUAAUCUGGAUAACUUGCCGACCAGCAGCAGGCCAUCUCAUUCCCCGGGAACACAUCGACCUGGUUACAGAAGUGCGAGGUUUUAAUGAUGAACAAAAGGAGGCAUACUUCAGCAAAUACUAUAAUGAAGACAUGGCAAUGAAAAUGGUUUCACACAUAAAGAAAUCAAGGAGUCUCCACAUCAUGUGUCAAAUCCCAGUGUUCUGCUGGAUCUCUGCCACUGUGCUUCAACCUCUGAUGGUUCAAGACAGCAAUAAGGACAUCCCCACAACCCUGACAGCAAUGUACAUCAGCUUCCUACUGAAGCAGAAAAACUUAAUGAAAAAGAAAUACAGUGAGAAAACCACAACUGUUGAUGCAGAGCACAUCAUUCUGAAGCUUGGUGAACUGGCCUUUUGUAAUCUUGAAAGUGGUACUCUGAUAUUCUGUGAGGGUGAUCUUAUGAAAUGUGGCAUCGAUGUCAGUGAUGGCACUGUGUUCUCAGGAGUGUGCACACAGAUUUUCAGUCAGCAGGAGGGAGUUUCUGAGAGGAACAUUUUCAGCUUUGUGCAUCUGAGUGUUCAGGAAAGCCUUGCAGCAUUAUAUGUGCAUUACUCACACAGUAACAAGAAAAGGGAUGCAUUCAAACAGGACACAUUCCUGAACAAGCUUAAAAGAAAGAAUAAGAGAAUAACAGAUCUCCAUAAGUUUGCAGUAGAAAGAGCUUUGCAGAAUGAAAAAGGACACCUGGAUCUCUUCCUCCGUUUCCUCCUGGGCCUCUCACUGGAGGAUAGUCGGCAUGUCCUAACUGAACUUCUGCCAAAUCUGAAGAUCAAAGCAGAGAGUGUUAAGGACACAGCUGACUAUAUCAAGAAGAAACUGCAUGAAGAAAUGUCAUUUGACAGAAACAUGAAUCUCUUCCACUGUUUGAGUGAACUCAAAGACAAUUCUUUGACAACUGAGAUCCAGAAAUACCUGAACUCAGGAGAUCUCUCAAAACGGAAACUCUCAUCUCCACAGUGGUCAGCUCUGGUGUUUGUGUUACUAAUGUCAGGGGAGACUCAAGAAAAGUUUGAGCUCAAGAAAUACAUGCCAUUAGAGGAAGGACUGAACAGACUACUGCCAGUGUUGAAAAAUACAAGAUGUGCUAUAUUAGCUUCAUGUAAUCUUGGGAUAAAAGCCUGUGAAGAUCUGAAAUCAGUUUUAAACCAACCAAACUCCUCUCUGAAAGAACUUGACCUCAGUAAUAAUGAACUAUUGGAUUCAGGAGUGGAACUGCUCUCUGGUGGACUGAAGAGUUCACACUGCAAACUGGAAAUACUCAGACUACCUUGGUGUAAUCUUGGAAAAAAGACUUGUGAUCAUCUGGAAUCAGUUUUAAAACUGGAAACCUCUUUUCUGAAAGAGCUGGACAUCAGUAACAAUGACCUGCAAGAUUCAGCAGUGGAGAUCCUCUCUUCUGGACUGAAGAGUUCACACUGUAAACUGGAAAUACUCAGAAUUGCUUUGUGUAACCUUGGAAAAAAGACUUGUGAUCAUCUGGAAUCAGUUUUAAAACUGGAAACCUCUUCCCUGAAAGAGCUGGAUAUCAGUAACAAUGACCUCCAAGAUUCAGGCGUGGAGGUUCUCUCUGGUGGACUGAAGAGUUCACACUGUAAACUGGAAAUACUAAGAUUAUCUGGUUGUAUGAUCACAGAGGUAGGCUGUUCUGCUCUGGUUUUAGCUCUGAGUUCAAACCCCACACACCUGAAGGAACUGGAUCUGACCUACAACCACCCAGGAGAGUCAGGACUGAAGCUGCUCUCUGCUAGACUGGAGGAUCCACACUGCUCACUCAACACACUCAGUGUGGAACAUGGAGGUGAGAUAAGAAUCAAACCAGGACUGAAGAAAUAUUCCUGUGAGUUUACUUUGGAUCCAAAUACAGCACACAGAAAACUCUCUCUGUCUGAUGGGAACAGAAAGGUGACAAAAGUGAGAUCUUCUCGGUCAUAUCCUGAGCAUCCAGAGAGAUUUGAUUACUGUACGCAGGUUUUGUGUGGAGAGAGUGUGACUGGACGCUGUUACUGGGAGGCUGAGUGGAGCGGGAGAGAGGCUGAAGUAGCUCUGACAUAUAAAUCAAUCAGCAGGAAAGGAGGCAGUUAUGACAGUGAGUUUGGAGGGAAUGAAAAGUCCUGGAGUCUGAUCUGCUCUGAUAACAGUUACUCUGUCUAUCACAAUAAGAACAGCACUGCUGUCUCUGCUCCUCCCUCCAGCUGUAAGAGAGUAGGAGUGUAUGUGGACUGUCCUGCCGGCACUCUUUCCUUCUACAGCAUCUCCUCUGAUACACACACACUGAUACGCCUACACACAUUCAACACUACAUUCACUGAACCGCUCUAUGCUGGAUUUAGAGUUGAUCAUCAAGACAACUCAGUGUAUAUGUGUGUGUGAGAUAAAAUGACAUGGUGUGUUUGUGUAUGCAUGUGAUUUGUCUACUUUGAUCAUAAAUGGCAAUGUUCAGUUAAACACAUUGUAUAGAAUCAUUACCUCAUUCUUUUUUUCUCGUUGGAUCCUCUAUGAAUUUGUAAAUGAAGGUGGAAAUAAAGCUUUGUCUUUUCCUGUGGAAGCUUAUAAGUGCUUUAUCUUUGAACAUUCUGUAUUUUACUCUAUAUUUCUCUGGUUUGGAGACGAUGAUGCAGAUGAAAAUGAU